UCCUGUUCUUCCAGACCUCUGACUUCUAAGACCAAGGCUCUGGGUCACAGAGAUGUUCUCCCCAACAACAGACAGCUCUAUGAGAUCGUCCUCACCUACAGCUUCCACCAGCCUAAGUCAGGAGAGGUGACCCCCAGCUGUCCACUACUGUGUGAGCUGCUGUAUGAAUCAGAGUUUGACUCUCAGCUCUGGAUGCUGUUUGACCAGAACAAGAGACUACUGGGCUCUGGAGACGCCUACCCACACCAGUACUCUCUCAAACUAGAGAAAGGCGACUACACGGUGCGUCUGCAGGUGCGUCAUGAGCAGGCCUGUGAGCUGGAGCGUCUGAAAGACCUUCCGUUUGUGGUGUCCCACCGUCUGUCCACUGCUCUGACCCUGGAUGUGUACGAGUCUCACCGCGCUGCCCUCGUGGCUAAGAAGAAGACCAACUCCCUGACCCUCACCCCUGGAGCUACCCAGCCUUUUUAUGUUACAGCCCUGCCUGACGACAAGGUUCCUAAAGGAACGUGUCCAGGAUGCUAUCUGACCGGCUCCCUGGUCGUACCUAAGGGAGAGUACGGCAAGAAAGCAGGACAGGCCUCUGCAAAACGACAAGGAAAAUUAAAAAAGGACAUUGUGCCAGUGGUCUACCACCUGAUCCCUGCACCCAACAAGACCAAGAACGGAGCGAAGGAGAAGGAGGGAGAGAAGGAGAAGGAUGGAGCGAAGGAGAAGGAUGGAGCGAAGGAGAAGGAUGUGAAGGAGGAGUUUGCAGAGGCUCUCAGAGACCUGAAGAUCCAGUGGAUGACCAAGUUAGACACCAGCUCCCUGUAUGAUGAACUGAAGGAGAACUUCUCUUCUUACCUGCCACUGCAUGUCCAGAGGCUGCACCAGCUGGACUCUGAGAAGGAGCGUUUGAUGCGCCUGGGUGACAUCGUGACGGCCUCUGACAUGGUUCUGUCUCGGAUUGACCAGACUGCCCUGGCGGUCUACCUCACCAUAAAGACCGACCCUCGCCCCGACGCUGCCACCAUCAAGAGUGACAUGGAGAAGCAGAAAUCCUCCCUGCUGGACGCUCUGUGUAGGAAGGGCUGUGCCCUGGCUGACCUGGUGCUGCUACCGGCUACACCCCAGGACGGGGCUGGGGGAACUGGGGGAGCUGGGGAGGCUAGGGAGGCUAGGGAGGCUGGGGAGGCUAGGGGAGGCUGGAGGGGAGGCUGGGGAGGCUAG
Messenger RNA from Coregonus clupeaformis (lake whitefish), 1212 nucleotides. RefSeq names its product tripeptidyl-peptidase 2-like. Lineage: Eukaryota; Metazoa; Chordata; Actinopteri; Salmoniformes; Salmonidae. The record is from RefSeq and is a predicted model, not a curated record. The transcript has 9 exons. The coding region runs from base 193 to 1212 and encodes 339 amino acids.